CGCGCGCACUAAGCUGCCCUCGCGGGCUAUGCACAGCUGCGCCGGGCUCCGGGGCUGCACAGACGCGGGUCUCGGCGAUGCUCUAGCGCUCUCCGAAGGCCCAGCCGCCCCGCAACAUGGCCCGGCCGGUGCAGCUGGCGCCCGGGUCGCUGGCGCUGGCGCUGUGCCGGCUGGAAGCGCGGGAGGCGACGGAGGGCGCGGAGGAGCCGGGCGGGCGGGCAGUGUUCCGCGCCUUCCGCCGCGCCAACGCGCGCUGCUUCUGGAACUCGCGGCUGGCGCGCGCCGCCUCGCGGCUGGCCUUCCAGGGCUGGCUCCCGCGCGGGGCGCUGCUGGUGCUGCUGGUGCACGCGGCCCCCGCCAGCCUGCAGGUGCUGCGCGAUGCCUGGUGCCGCCGCGCGCUGCGCCCGCCGCCCGGCUACCGCAUCCGGGCCGUGGGUGAUGUAUUUCCAGUACAGAUGAAUCCAAUCACACAGUCUCAGUUUGUACCUUUGGCUGAGGUUCUCUGCUGUGCUAUAUCUGAUAUGAAUGGUGCUCAGACGGUCGUAACACAAGAAUCACUGUUGGAGCAUUUGAUGAAACAUUAUCCAGGCAUUGCAAUCCCAUCUCAAGAUAUUCUUUAUACCACGCUGGGAACUCUGAUUAAAGAAAGGAAGAUUUAUCAUACUGGAGAAGGAUACUUCAUAGUUACACCUCAGACUUACUUUAUCACAAAUACAGCCACCCAAGAAAAUAAGAGAAUCCUAGCAGAUGAAAAUUCCCCAGUGCCAACUCCCAUCACAUAUCUGGUCAGCAUGGAGAGCUGUGCAGAGUUCACCAGAGCAAAUGCCACCCCUGUUUCCCAUUGUCAGUCUUGUCAGUGUUUCCCUGAUGUGUGUGUCCAACAUAUAGAAGAAUCGCAGGCUGUGGCAGAAGUAACUAGAAAAGACCACAGAGGUCUUAGGGCGUCCAGAUCUGUGGUACAGAAUCAAGCAGUUUUAGUGUCUGAGGAGAAUCACACCUGUGAGACCACCAAGCCAUUAUCAUACUCAAAGGACAGAGAAAAAGGCAAGAAGUUUGGCUUUAGUCUCUUCUGGCGUAGUAUAUCCAGAAAGGAGAAACCCAGAACAGAGCACAGCAGUUUCUCUGCCCAGUUCCCACCAGAAGAAUGGCCUGUUCGAGAUGAAGAUAACUUAGACAAUAUCCCUCGAGACAUUGAACAGGAAAUAAUCAAGCGCAUCAAUCCCAUUCUUACUGUUGAUAACUUAAUCAAGCAUACAGUACUAAUGCAAAAAUAUGAAGAACAGAAAAAAUGUAAUAAUCAGGGCACGUCUACUGAUAUGCUGACUGCCAGACAUAAAUGUCCUUCAAGAGAGGGGGUGAAGCGAAGGCAGGGCUGCUCUACAAAGUCCCGAAGGAGGCGCCAUUCUCGUAGGGAUAGACACAAAUGCAGGAGUCCAGGAAGUGAGCCUCACCCAGCAGGCAGGAGAUUGGACAAAUACCCCAAGCACCCAGCGAUCCAACCCACUGCUAGAACUAAAACCUCCAGUGAAGCGGUAGUUCAGAAGCCACGUGGUGAAAAUCCACCAGCUCUAGAUUCCCAUUUGAUUUAUAAAAGAAGGAUCAGUAAUCCUUUUCAAGGUUUGUCCCAUAGAGGUGGCCCCAUAACCAAAGGACAGAAUAUCCAGGAGACCAGUGAACUGAAACCCUGUCAGAUUAGACUAAAGGGAAAAUCUUUCCAAGGGUCAAAGUCUUUGAAUUCCCCAAGAAUCAUCAAGAGUGAAGUCAGACAGCCGUAUGUUGAACAAUGUGAAAUGAAUGCCAAGUCUGUUUAUAUGACUAACUCUACUUCUACUGUCCUGCCCGUCACUGAUGACUUUAGAGAUAAUCUCUUAAAUGAUCCCCAAUGUAGUCUUUUGCAAAAUGAUAGUAAGUGCUGUUCUUUUAGGGAGAACUUGUUGACGUAUGUGUGUGGUGGAAAAUAUGAGGUGAUCCCUGACGUCUCAAGGAAAUGUUAUAAUCCUUUUGGCACUUCAAGAGAGACAAAAGAAACACAGCAUCUCCUGUCUCCACAAGGCUCCUCCCACUUGGGCCAGACAUCUUCUGUUUGUAGACUAGUUGAUGAAACAGUACACCAGUUUAAAAAUCUUGGCCUUUUGGAUUAUCCGGUUGCUGCAAACUAUGUGAGACAACCUGAGAGCCAAGACAGAGACUCAAAGGAUGAACUAAUGACAACGACAUGUGCCCAGGAGGUGGCCACUCUGAGUCUAGAAGGCAAGGGGCUCUCUGAUGAUGACCAGAGCUUGUGUCAGAAUGAAGCAGAGGAUGAUGAGGGCGCCUCCAGUUCAUUAUAUCUGGAUGAAGACUUUUCAGAGAAUGAUGACUUAUGUCAGAUGCUGCCUGGCCACAUUCAGUAUUCCUUCACAGAUGGAAGGAAGAGCAAUUAUUUGGGGCAACAGAAGGUGACUGAGAGGUCUCUGAUUGAGCACAACAGCAAAGUACGUGGUUUGGAGCGGCAGGUCCUUCAAGAAAAUGAAUGUUACACACCUGCUGGGUUGCUCAUUACCCCAGGUGAAUGUCAGAAAACUGGUCUCUCUGCAGAAAGCUCCAGCCUCAGUGUGAAGACUCAGCCUAGCUGGAUCUGCGAGGAGGAGCCCAGCGUUGCGAAAUGUACGCCGGCCUCAGUGCCUGCUGCUGGACGUGCAUUUGAUUACUAUAGCACGAGGAAAGCCAGUCCUGAGGCUAACGCUCUACAAGGUACUGUUGGUGACUUAGGAAGGAAACCAGCCAGCUGGAGUCAGAAUCCUCAGGAUCAGGAGAUCAAACAACAGUUUACCCCACAGUUAGAGCUUUUCAGCACCUCAGACAUGCCGGUGUUGGAUCGGGAUAUCCAGCGUGAACACUGUCAUUUGGAAGGAACAGAACAUCAUAGCUUGACAGGAGACAGUGGGAUAGAUUCUCCAAGGACACAGAGUCUCACAUCUAAUAAGUCAAUCAUUUUGGAUGGACUGAAAAGAAGAACGAAUUUUCUGCAAAACUUUGAAGACACAAAAAGCAGUCAGACACUCACACCCAAUUCCUUACUACAACUAACUCCAGUCAUAAAUCUUUAGUUUCCCCAGAAGUUUCUUUUUGGAAAUGUUUGCAAAAAUGUACAGCAUUCAUAAAAAAAUGUUUUGUUCAAUUGGAUAUUUAAAAAUUAGCACCCACCAAGUAUACAUAUGUUGUUGCCUCAUUACAGAUUUGUCCUAGUAACAUUUGUUCUUUUUAAAAAAUAAUAAUAUUAAAAGCUUUUCUAGUGGUUCGGGAGGUGGCACAGUGGAUAAAGCAUUGGACUCUCAAGCAGCAGGACCCAAGUUCAAUCCCCGGCAGCACAUGUACCGGAGUGAUGUCUGGUUCUUUUUUUCUCUCUUGCUAUCUUUCUCAUUAAUGAAUAAACAAAAUAUUUUUUUAAAAAAGCUUUUCUAAAGCUUAUUUUACUAUGAAUUUCUUGUAAAUAUAUUGUUUGCAAUAAAAACAAGGACUUAUUUGACCUCUUUCUGAUUAAAUGUAAUGCCCAGACAUUCAGUAGUUUCUAAAUAUGUGAUACUAAUAAAAAAAUACUGAUUUACUA
This is a messenger RNA of Erinaceus europaeus (western European hedgehog), 3589 nucleotides long. RefSeq names its product storkhead box 1 (gene STOX1). The transcript is spliced from 4 exons. Gene Ontology annotation, molecular function: DNA-binding transcription activator activity, RNA polymerase II-specific; RNA polymerase II transcription regulatory region sequence-specific DNA binding. The record is from RefSeq and is a predicted model, not a curated record. Gene Ontology annotation, biological process: positive regulation of transcription by RNA polymerase II. The coding region runs from base 117 to 3089 and encodes 990 amino acids. Lineage: Eukaryota; Metazoa; Chordata; Mammalia; Eulipotyphla; Erinaceidae. Gene Ontology annotation, cellular component: cytoplasm; nucleus.